This is a messenger RNA of Rhizophagus irregularis DAOM 181602=DAOM 197198, 786 nucleotides long. RefSeq lists its product as uncharacterized. Lineage: Eukaryota; Fungi; Glomeromycota; Glomeromycetes; Glomerales; Glomeraceae. The record is from RefSeq and is a predicted model, not a curated record.
UGAAUUUUAAAAAUUUGUGAAAUAAAAACUUAUCAAUUUUCGAUAGAAACAUUAUUUAUUUUAUUUCCGAAAUACAACUAUUAGUUUUCAAUAAAAGUCACUUAAUUUAUCUAACUAGGGCAUUCUUUUGUAUUAAAAAAUUAAAAUUGGGAUCAUUCGUCCAACUUCAUAAGGUUAAAUAAAUUUUAAUAGAGACAACUAGGAAUUUUAUUGAUGGCUUUAUUAAGAUUAAAUAAUCAAGGAGCUGAAUAUGAUAAUCCUGUAAUUGAGUCAGCAAAGCCAGCUGUCAAUAUUUCAGUGAGGUUAUCUACUGCAAAUAUUUCCAUAUUUCAACUAAAUGAUAACCCAUACAAACCAAGUCUAUUACGACAAACAUUUUCAGAAGAAUCCAAACUAUGUACUGUUGAAAGUAAUAACUACACAGGGCAUAUUCCAAUUUUCAGUAGUACAUUUAAUCAGCCAAAUUCUUCUUAUCAUGUGGUAAUUGAACCUUUAUUAGGAAUUAAUGAGAAAACUUGGAUGUUGUCAGGUCUGUUUAAGACAGGACAACAUUCAGAUUCAAUUACAGGGUUAUGCACAAUAUUUUCAGCCAUUGACAUACUAGCAAUAAAUACUUUGACAUCAAAUUUAUUUGGUCUCAAAGUAUUUUCAGCUCUAUUAUCAUAAAGAUCAUACUUUGUGGUAUAUCUUUGUUGAAGAUAUACCACAAUUGAUUAUUCAGAUAUUGUAUUUUAAUAGUGUUGUAACAUAUGAUCUUAUUCCAUCACUUGUACUUAUAUCUGGUGG